AUGGAGUCAGAUUCGGUUAAACCUGUUGUUGUGAAGGUUUUUCCUGAUUUGGAUUCUGCUGUUGAAUUUUAUAUUAAGUAUGCUUCAGUUGUGGGGUUUGAUAUUCGACAUAGUACGAUUAAAAAAUCUAGUGAUGGGGUGAUAGUUUGGAAAUAUAUUGUUUGUAGUAGGGAGGGUUUUAAGAAUGUCGUUUGUAUGGAUAGCUCUUCAGCAGCAGAAUUGGAUGGUGUUGAGUGUUCUGUUAGAAAGAGGCGGAGAGUUUCGAAUAGGGUUGGGUGUAGAGCUCGCAUUGCUUUUAGAUAUGCGAGUAAUGGUACUUAUUGUAUUCAAUUGUUUGAGGAGCGUCACAAUCAUUCACUGUUAUCAUUAUUGUCAAGACAAUUUCUUAAGGGGAAUAGGAAUAUUGGGGUUGGUCACAUGAAGUUCGUAGCUGAUUGUGUAAAAGCAAACAUUGGGCCAGUGCAAAGUUUUCGGUUGUUCAAGGAGAGGGGGGAGUUUCUCAAAUGUAGGAAGAACUUUACCCUUUUUGGUGAUGUUGUGUCAUUUGAUGCCACAUAUCAGACAAAUAGGUAUGAUAUGGUAUUCACACCAUUCACUGGUGUAAACAACCAUAAAAAGUGUAUUACUUUUGGUGCUGGGUUGUUGACAAAAGAGGAUAUUGAGUCAUAUGUGUGGUUGUUUGAGAAAUUCAAGGAAGCAAUGGGUUGUGAGCCAACAUUGUUUGUAACUGAUCAAGACCCAGCAAUGAGGGUUGCAUUUCCACGUGUGUUUAAGGAAGCUAAGCAUAGGUUUUGUAUGUGGCAUAUUAUGUCUAAGGUAGGAGAUAAGGUUGGCCUCUGUUUGAGUAGAAAUGAAUCUUUUAGGUCAAAGCUUAAUUCCGUUGUAUGGAAUCAAAUGUUGGAACCAACUGAGUUCGAUCAUCAAUGGAAUUUAGUUAUGGAGGAAUUUGGCUUGGUGGAGCAUAAUUGGACUACCUCGCGUUCUGAGAGUGAGAAUAGUUUGUUUGGUUCUUUUACUACACCUCAAUCCAAUUUGGUUGAAUUUUUUAUGCAUUUUGAUCGUGCUAUUGACGUUCAACGCUACUCUAUUAAUAAACUCAAUAGUGAUUGUGAGGCAAGUAUUCCAGAUUUGAAGACACCACUGGCCAUGGAGAAACAUGUUGCAUAUGUGUAUACUGUUGCUAUAUUUUAUGAGGUUCAAUCUGAGAUUUGUGCAGCAUGUUUUAAUUGUCGAGUUGUAAGUGUUAGGGAGGAUCAAGUUAAGCGGUGGACUAAGGAUGCAUCUUUGGGUCGGAGUUUUGAUAUUGAUGGUGUUGUUGUUGAUCAAUGGGAAGGCGUUGAUGAAAAGUUGAUCAUUAAGGAGCAUAAAGACAUGCUUUUAUCAGACCCAGGUUGCUGUUCUUCUGUUGUUGGCAAGAGGUCAAUCAUUGAGGCAGUUUGUGGUUCUUCUGUUCCUUCUGAGGUUUCUGUUCUUCCACCAAAGAAAGCAAAGAAUAAGGGGACUGGUAAGCGCAUUAAAGGAUUCAAGGAGAUUGCUAUUGAAGAAAGUAAGAAGGAGAGGACAUGCAAGACUUGCAAUAAACCUGGUCAUGAUAGCAGGAAUUGUGUAUUGAGGAAGAAACAGUGUCCCUCAUAG
Messenger RNA from Ipomoea triloba (trilobed morning glory), 1635 nucleotides. Its product is annotated as protein FAR1-RELATED SEQUENCE 5-like. Bases 1 to 1635 code for a protein of 544 amino acids. The transcript is spliced from 7 exons. Gene Ontology annotation, molecular function: nucleic acid binding; zinc ion binding. NCBI's taxonomy places the organism in Eukaryota, Viridiplantae, Streptophyta, Magnoliopsida, Solanales, Convolvulaceae. The record is from RefSeq and is a predicted model, not a curated record. Gene Ontology annotation, biological process: regulation of DNA-templated transcription.